AUGUGUCUCGGUUUCGGCAAAUUUUACGUUAAGCCUCAGCCACCACGCCGAGAGAAAUACAAAAACGAGGAGAAAUAUCGACGGGACUAUCAGCGAUACGAAGAGGAAUUAGAGGCUUGGAAUGACCCAGAAAAUAGGCGAAGGAUGCUAGCAAAUUCCCGCGCGGGCGGAACUGCUGGAUUAACCGCUGCGAUUUCUUGA
Messenger RNA from Penicillium angulare, 201 nucleotides. RefSeq lists its product as uncharacterized. Bases 1 to 201 code for a protein of 66 amino acids. The transcript has a single exon. NCBI's taxonomy places the organism in Eukaryota, Fungi, Ascomycota, Eurotiomycetes, Eurotiales, Aspergillaceae. The record is from RefSeq and is a predicted model, not a curated record.